AUGGCGAACAGUAUCGAAGUGAAUGACGGAGGCACCGUCUCCCUCGCACCAUUGACAGCGGUGUGCCAGCCAAUCAAAAGUCGUCAGUUUCCACGGCCGCGGCUGCUGGAGGCGCUCACCUCCGCCGGCCAGACGGCGCUGUUCGUGGCCGCGCAGGCGGGCAGCGCCGACUCGCUGCACCAGCUGCUCCACGUGGGCGCGCACGUGUCCGUCCGCGCCGCUGACAACCAGAGGACCCCGCUGCACGCCGCCGCCGCGCACGGCUUCACCGAAUGCGUGGACGCGCUGCUGAGCCGCGGCGCGGACGCGGACGCGCUGACGGUGCCCGGCGGGUCGUCGGCGCUGCACCUGUCGGCGCAGGCGGGCCACGCGGAGUGCGCGCGGCUGCUGGCGAGGCACGGCGCGCUGCUCGACCGCCGCGACGCCGCCGGCUUCUCGCCGCUCUACAUGGCGGCGCAGCGCGGACACCACCAGGUGGUCGAGGUGCUGCUGCGCCACGGCGCCCGCGCCUCGCUGCGCAACACCGGCGGCAACACCGCGCUGCACAUCGCCGCGCAGGAAGGCAACAUCAAGUGCGUGCAGCUGCUGGCGUCGGCGAAGGACGCGCCGCUGGAGGUGCAAAACGACCUGGGCUUCACUGCGCUCUACACGGCCGUGCAGGGGAGCCACGUGGGCGCGGUGCGCACGCUGCUGCAGGCGGGCGCCAAACCCGGGACCCCGGGGCCCGGCGGCUACACGCCGCUGCACGUCGCGGCCGAGGACGGCCACGUGCUCAUCGUGCAGCUGCUGCUCACCGCCGGCGCAGACCCCAAGCAGGUAACAGACACGGGGUGGACGGCGCUUCAUUCGGCAGCGCAGGAAGGCAAAGAGGGCGCGACGCAGCGGCUGCUCUUCUCGAUGGGGUCCCACGUGAACGCCCAGGACGCCGACGGCUGCUCAGCGCUCCACGUGGCGGCCGCGUGGGGGCGCGCCGGCGUGCUGCGAGAGCUGUUGGCCGCGGGCGCUGACGUCGCGCUGCGCAUGGCGGACGGGCGGUCGGCGCGCGACCUGGCGCAGCAGACGGGCCACUUCGCGUGCGCCAAGCUGCUCAGCAAGCACGAGAGGCGCAUGCGCAGGCGAGGCCUCGCCACGCUCAGCGCGACGCUCGGCGUCGACACUACGGACACGUGCGCCUGACGACGACGGCGCGGAGGAGGGGCGCGGAUUCCGCGUGCGGCUCGCAACGACGGUGGUGCAGACUGUCCAUUUCAACCUGUCUCUGCUCUCGACCACAGCAAAGAUCGUUCUUAUUUCGAAUACCGCAUGUGAGGCAGUAAAGGCGUUAUAGUUGUGAAUUUUCAACUGUACAAAAAGCCUAAGUUUUCGACACUUUACGAACAUCCGUGUCGCGUGACACGUAGACACACAUUCCAUUAAUUCAGGAACACGAUGUGGCUCCACCUACUAGAAAAGAUUUACAGAAAGAAACACCAGAAACGUCAACUGUCACCGAGACGAGGGAUGGUGCUAAUUCAACAAUUUGCUUGUGGACUCUGUCUUCGCCUUGCUGGAACGUAUCCCGACGUCUUCUCAUUCUUGGAGUGAACUGACAAUUGCUGAAUUUUUAACUGAAGCUGCAAUUACAUUGCCUCGACGGUUACUCCAUGUGAGACACUGACUUUCACUGAGCAGCAGAAAUUAGCAUCAAUUACCGUCAUUUUGUAGUGUUGUAAGCAUGCUGAGCAUGAACUAACAGUUGAUCCUAAAAUGUGGUUCCUGUAAUUGCCAUGUGGUGCAUGUUCGAUGCAGAGAGCUGCCAUCUUCCUGGAAUUGUCUUACUUCGAAUAGUUAAAACAUUUCAGAAGUUCCUGAGCCAUUUUUUGUUAUUCUUAAUCACUUUUUUUUAUAUCAGAAGCAUGUUCCCUGAGGAGUCCAUACGAUUC
Messenger RNA from Schistocerca nitens (vagrant locust), 1922 nucleotides. Its product is annotated as ankyrin repeat domain-containing protein 29-like. Gene Ontology annotation, molecular function: protein binding. Gene Ontology annotation, cellular component: nucleus; cytoplasm. The coding region runs from base 1 to 1176 and encodes 391 amino acids. NCBI's taxonomy places the organism in Eukaryota, Metazoa, Arthropoda, Insecta, Orthoptera, Acrididae. The transcript has 5 exons. The record is from RefSeq and is a predicted model, not a curated record.